This is a messenger RNA of Rotaria sp. Silwood1, 234 nucleotides long. Lineage: Eukaryota; Metazoa; Rotifera; Eurotatoria; Philodinida; Philodinidae. The record is from the annotation of a GenBank genome assembly.
AUGAAUGCUAAUAUUAAAACACGAAAAGUAUCAGGUGUUUGUGAAAAAAAUUCAAUUGAUGAACAUCCAUUAAAUUAUGAUAAAUCUGAUCCAUUUGAUAUUUGUGCUGCAUUCUAUGCACUAGUUUAUUAUGGAAAUCCAUUAGUGAACUAUCUAUCAGCUGGUGCAGUCUAUUUACCGAAAUUUAAAGGGCAAUUAUGUCGUGUUACAAAAGCAACUGGCAUUGGAAAAUAA